Parastagonospora nodorum SN15 is the source of this 999-nucleotide messenger RNA. RefSeq lists its product as hypothetical. Bases 1 to 999 code for a protein of 332 amino acids. The record is from RefSeq and is a predicted model, not a curated record. Gene Ontology annotation, molecular function: oxidoreductase activity; zinc ion binding. The transcript is spliced from 2 exons. Lineage: Eukaryota; Fungi; Ascomycota; Dothideomycetes; Pleosporales; Phaeosphaeriaceae.
AUGGCUGCCGACUCGAUACCCAGCAAGCAAACUGUGGCGUGGAUUGAGAAUCCAAGCCCCAGCUGUGUUCUUCAGAUCCGGGAUGAUGUGGAAGUAAAGCAGCCCGCCGAGAGCGAGGUCCUCAUUAAGCUCGAAUGCUCCGGAAUCUGUCAUUCAGACUGCCACAAUCUUGAACAAGCUGGCAUGUACACCGAGGUUCCCGGACACGAAGGAGUUGGGAAGGUUGUCAAGCUGGGUUCGGGGGCGUCCAAGGAUCUCCUAGGAAAGAGGGUGGGCAUCAAGUGGCUCUGGAGUGCGUGCAAUGAAUGCACAAGCUGCAAGAAAGGAAAGAUAAACCAUUGCGCAAAGCAGAAGAAUACUGGAAGAAGCGUAUGGGGUACUCUACAGCAAUAUGUUGUGGCGCAUGCCGACUUUGUUACAAUGAUCCCAGAAGGCGUCAAGAGCGAAGUUGCGGCCCCAUUGCUCUGCGCGGGAUUGAGUCUUGCUGGUGCUGUGUCAAAAUUGGAGCCGGAAGUGCAACCAGGAGAUUACGUUGCGAUCAUUGGCGCUGGAGGUGGUCUCGGCCAUGUUGGCGUUCAGAUUGCUACCAUCAAGGGAUAUAAGGUUAUUGCGAUCGAUAGUGGCGCGGAGAAGGAGAAGCUGAGUAAAGAGAUGGGUGCUGUUGCGUUCGUCGACUACAUGAAGCAGGAUGCUGUGCAAGCCGUCCGCGAUCUCACAGAUGGCGAAGGCGCGCACGGUGUGAUCUGCGUUGCAGGAAGCGAGAGAGCUUAUCAGCAAGCUCCAGACCUUGCAAGGAACAGUGGCGUCUUUGUGUUAGGACUCACCAUCCGGGGCUCAUCGACUGGUACGAAAGCGCAAAUGGACGAACUGCUCCAGCUCGCUCUUGAGGGCAAAAUUACACCGCGGAUCGAAGUCUACGACUUCAAGGAUGCGCCCAAGAUUAUACAGGAGCUGCAGAGAUAUGAGGUGACAGGUCGAAAAGUAGUCAGAGCACCAUAG